AGUAUGCCGCCAACUGAAUUUAUUAGAAGCUGAUUAUUUUGGAUUAGAAUAUCAAGAGCAAUCAACACAUACAAAAUAUUGGCUUGAUUUAGAAAAACCAUUAAAUCGUCAAGUUGGCCUUUCAUUAAUUGAUCCGAUGUUAAGAUUUUGUGUAAAAUUUUAUACACCAGAUCCAGCACAAUUGGAAGAGGAAUAUACAAGAUAUUUAUUUUGCUUACAAAUAAAACGUGACUUAGCAACUGGCAGUUUACAAUGUAAUGAUAAUACAGCUGCAUUAAUGGCUAGUUAUAUUGUACAGGCAUCAUGUGGUGAUUAUGUUGCUGAAGAUUAUCCAGAUCAUACAUAUUUAUCAUCAUAUCGAUUUGUACCACAUCAGGAUUCAAUGAUGCAACGUCGUAUUAUGGAAAAUCAUAAAAAGCAUGUAGGUCAAUCACCAGCAGAAGCUGAUUUAAAUUUACUUGAAACAGCGCGUCGCUGUGAAUUAUAUGGUAUGAAAAUGCAUCCAGCGAAAGAUGUUGAAGGUGUACCAUUAAAUUUAGCAGUCGCACAUAUGGGUAUUGCCGUCUUCCAAAAUAUAACGCGUAUAAAUACAUUUUCAUGGGCAAAAAUUAGAAAAAUAUCAUUUAAAAGAAAACGUUUUUUAAUAAAAUUACAUCCGGAAAAUUAUCAGGGCUAUUAUAAGGAUACUGUAGAAUUUUUCUUUGAUACUCGUAAUGAAUGCAAAAAUUUUUGGAAAAAAGCUGUUGAAAAUCAUGGAUUCUUUAGAUGUGCUGUUGUACAAAAUCAACCGAGACGAAAAACACGUGUAUUAUCGAGAGGAAGUUCAUUUAGGUAUAGCGGAAAAACUCAAAAACAAAUUAUUGAAUUCGUAAGAGAAAAUUAUGUGAAACGACAAAACUUCCAAAGGUCUCAAUCAUUCCGUCAAGGUCCUCUACACGCGAGUAGCCGAAGUCAAUCGCAUAACUACGUGAAUUCCAGCAUUUCAGCUAAUCCCCUCCUACCAAUUGACACUGCGGACUGGGAUUAUCGCAAUCAAUGCACAGGCUCGACGAUGCCUUCUCAGACGAAGAAGGAAGCGGGUACCUUGGAUCGCCGACAAGACAAUCCUAUCGACCACAUGCGAUCUCAAGUCACAGCAGCCCAGGUGGAGAUUUAUCAGACGAAGAAUUAUGCGCGGGAAUCCCCAGCAUCGGUUGCAGUGGGAGCAUCGGGGGCGGUGGGACAGCAACACCAAUCGGGAGUGGGGGUUAUGGAAUCAUCGAGCAACAUUUCGAAUCGCUCUGUAUCGCCGGAUCAAAUGCGAACAGCGUCAUGGAAUUCCCCCAGUCAUCUAACAACAUCCAUCAGCAGCAGCAACAACAACAACAGUAUGCGAGGUCAAGAUCGGGGUCGUGCGCUUCAAGGAGGUCACAGUUCAGGUCCGAGCCUCUUAUCCCUCUCGUACAACAGUACCCCGCGUCGAGUCUCAGUGGGAUCUCAGGUAUAUGUCCCUGUGUCGUCACCUCUAAUGCUCCACCGGGAACAGGCACCACACCUCACUAUCACCACCAGCAACAACAACACAAUCACCACUCACACCAAAUGCACCAACACUCCAAUUUUGGUGGAUCUCAACAACUCUAUGGAAUCGGACUAUCAAUACCAGGAGGAGGAAUACCUGGAGGAGGAGGAGGAGGAGGAGGAGGAGGAGGACUUAGUAGAGGAGGAAGUGGAUUCGGACUUGACACAAUCUACCAUCAAUCGGGGGGAGAAUAUUGCACCUCAACCGGCAUCCAGACAAUUGCACCACCAAACACCACAACAGCCGCAAAUUCAACGGGAACCCAUCCAAGCCCUUUAUAGCAGUACCAGUUAUUCGAUGUCUAAACAAUCUUUGCUUAAUAAUAAUCAAAAUAAUAUUUCUACUGAAACAGAAUCAGAUAAUAUAAUAUACCAAGAUAUUAAUGAUUUAGGUCACUAUAAACAAAUAAAAUCAAGUGGAAGUAGCAAUGGUGGCGGUAGUAUUAAGAGUGGAAUUAUUAAUAAUAAUAAUGUUAGCAACACUAACAAUAAAAAACAAAUUUAUGAAAACCAAUUUACAAAUAAAAUCGAAAAUAAUUUAAGUACAACUUUUAAUGAACGGGAUCUAUAUGCUACUGUAAAUCGCAAAAAUAAAACCAAAGCACGUGGAAAACAUUUAAGUGAUGAAUUUAUUGAUGAACAGAUUGUACAAUAUACUAUGUCGAAACGUAAUAAUAUUGGCAUAAGCAACGAUAUUAGCCGUUCAACUGGUACAAAUUAUUUUACGAAUCAAUUUUCAAAUGAUGAUAAUAACUUCCAAUAUGGCAGUGAACUCAACCAUCAAUCUGAAGAUUCAUCUUCUGAUUAUUUCGGAUUAAGUUCACUGCGUAAUGGUAACAUGAGUCGAUUUGAAGCUGAGAACGCUUUAACACAUUCAGCUAAUUAUUUAUCACAAUCAUUAGAAUCACAACAAAAUUCAUACCCAAGAAAUACUCAGUCAUUACCUAGAAAUUCAGAGUUAUCGGGUGUUGAUUCAGUAGAUUCCUAUGAUAGCCACUAUUUAACUCAUUAUCUGGGUAAUAUGCGUCGGGCUUCAAAUCCGGCUCCAAAUAAUUCAAAUAAUUACACUUUAUACGCUAAUGUUAAACCAAAAGAAACACAGAUUAGGUCAGAACGGGAUCGAAGUGAAUCAUCUUCUCCAUUAGAUAAGCAUAAAAAUUCUUCUGAGCGAUUAGAAUUUGAAUUGUCAAGUAUAAACUUGUAUUCUGCCAUUCCCGGCUAUAAGGAGAAUGGAUAUGAAGAAAAUAUUUACGACCACGUAGAUAAAGAAUCUUGGCUGAAAAGCACAUCUUGUAAAGACCUGCUCGACUUUUCUUCGUUUGAGGGGGAGAAACCAAAGCCAAUGGCAUUUGAUAGAGAAUUUUUGUCUUUUGAUCGAAUUGAUUCACCUAUAACGCGUUAUGAUGAUUCACGGCAUUCUAUGUAUAUAACGAAAAAUCAUUCAAUUGAUACUUAUCAAGACUUUACUUCUAUCCCGGAUAGUAAAGUCUAUUCGUCAAGCUAUCCCGGGAGUACAUAUAAUACUGUGGAUCAUCAUAACAAACGUGGAUAUGGUCAUCAUUUCGAUUAUACUGGUUCGCAAGACGAUAUUUCUCAUGAUAGUUAUGAACUAUUAGAGAAAAUUGAUUUGGAAUUGUACAGAAAACAUGCGAAAUCUGAUGAAAAUGUCCGAUCAUGUUCUUUAGAUUCUGGUAAUUAUAUACCAAGUGAUGACGAAAGCAUUUCUGAAGUUCAAAAAUAUCGUUCUGCAAUUGAUGUAAAGUCCAAAUCAGCUGCAGAUAUCAUGAAUGAAAUAUGGGAUUCUGAAGAUCCGCGAUAUUUACCACGCGAAAAAUUGUGCGUUAAAUCAGAUGGAAGUUUUUACAAACUUGUGAAAAAAUCAUUAGGUUCAAGGACAUCAAGUCAAGAAUCCCGAAGUGACAUAUAUGAAACAAAAAUAUCCCGAAGCACUGAUUCUAGCAAAAAAUCUCGAGAUAGUUUGUAUCAUACUGAUAGUAAAAAAUCUAGAAGUCAAGAAUCUAAAGAAUCUUUGAUUGGUGAUUUUAUGGGAUUAACGAAAAAUUAUGAAAUGCCUGCUACAACAGGUAAAAAAAUUGUAGACUUAACAAAAAAAACCGUUGAAAAAAGUUCAAGCCAAGAAUCUAAAAGUGAUUAUUAUGAUGCUGUAGAUGAAAGCGACGGCGUCUACAGUCGACCAAAAGUGAAAAGCCAUGAUAAUUUGAAUUCGGAAGUUAAAGGAGACUUUUAUGAUAAUCGAGAUUCUUAUUCGACAUUUCCAAGUAAUAAAACUCAUAAAACUUCAAAUGUGCAUUCUAUUAGCUUACAGAAUGUUGAAAUCGAACGCAACGCUAAAUCAUUCGGUUCAAAAUCGCCAGAUUCGGCACCUAUUAGAUCACGUGAAGAGAAAGAAGUCCAAACAUAUUCCUCUAUCGAAGCAACUGGUGAUACUCAUGGUGACAAAAUGAGGGCAUUCAGAAGGCGAUCUGAUAGUGAAAAUAUAUUUAGCUUCGAUCAAGAACGUAUUGAGUCAUUAACAGGAACUAUACCUGAACCAUCGGCUGCUAUCAAUGACAAAACAAGGCGUAGUCCAGAAUACCCCUUAACUCCAGAAUUAAUGUCAGAAUUUGAUAAACAACAACACUCUGCCCAAGUAAAGAAAACUUCCCGUAAAGAAGAACUCAUAGCGAAAACUCAUUUCGAAGAGUACAAUCCAAAAGUUCUCAUUGAUCCAAAUAAACCACUUGGUGGAGUCCUCGUUCCAUUAUCAUACCCGCAUGCAACUGUUGAACGAACCAAAAGUGACCCAAAUUCUUUGGCGAACCGUUCUAGGAUGGGGUGUAACUUCCGACGCCAUGUUUUGAUGCAUCAACAGUCAAUCGAUUUGACUCCAGCUGAUUCUAGUGAUGAAGAUUAUAUAUAUAAACAGAUUCCCAGCGCACCGCCCCUUUGCAAGACUCACGGGCACUUUGAAAUACCUAAAAAUUACGAUGCUCCUGUUACAGCCACUGAAAUUCCAAAAACCGGAUUCGAAAUGCCGAAAAGCUUUUUCCGCGAUUAUGAAAAACGUACAACGAAAAUUUUAAAAGAAGAUAUUCCUUACGUUUUACACAAACGGCAUAUUAUGAAUGGAACAGCUCCCUCUCCGGGAGAGAAAAAACAUUCCAAACCAAAAAGCCCAAAAUCACCUAAAUCACCCAAGUCACCAAAAGUUGAAGCCAAAAGAGAAUUAUCUGAUUUACUUUCUGUCGAUUUAUUGCCGGAUAUACUCGACAAUUUGAAACCAGAAGAAAAACAAAGUUUCCUUUUCACCCAAAACAUAGAUUUAUCGAAAGUUGAUCCUGUUACAUUGGAAGUAGAUAAAUCGGGUCCCACAAUUGAAAUAUCUAGUCCAUCUCGUCGUGAUAUUACAAAACAAAUUGAUCCUAAAUUACUUGAAAAGCUUAAUAAUAAACUAAGUCAAAUUGAAAGUGAUUCAGCUACUAGCUCUCGAACUGAGAGUUUACAAAAGCAGAAACUUGAACAAAAGCAAAUUGAAUUAAUUCAAAAUCUUAAAAAGGAACUUCAAGUUCCUUCAAAACGUUUGAAUAAACCAAGAGUAAUACCAAAAACACGGCAGCCUGGAAAACCUAAAAACAAAGGUAAAACACGUAUAACAUCAUUUUCUUCCGACGAUGAAAGUCUUGAUACAGAUGAUGUUUUUGGAUCAGCCGAAGCUAUUCCAUCGCGCUUAGAAUUUUCUCCUCCGCAGUCUCGGAAAGAAAUAGAACCAAUACUAAAAAUAGAACACAGCAAAAUUAUUUCAGCAGCUUGGGGAAGAGGCCAAACAAUGAGUUCAACUGAAAUCGAAGGUUCCCCACCUCAAUGUCGCCGCUUAGCUGAACUUGAUGCUAGAUAUAAUCAGCAAAAAUUGGACCCACCAUAUGCAAAUGCCACCGAAUUAAGGCGAAUAUCGGAGCGUUCAAUUUCCAUUCCUAGUUCUGAAGACGAGCCUCACACCCCGAACAAACGCGGAGAUGAAUGCACCGGAGAUUAUCAAAGGAAUGAAAAUAUACCAUCACCUAUACUUGAAUCAGCAGAAUUCUUACGAACUGAUGAUGAAGUUUACGAAACUUGUCACGAAGAUAAGAUAUCAGAGGGUGACUUAACGUACACUUUAAAAAAGAAAAACGUUGUUUCCCCUAUGCGAAAUGACCCUAAUGAGGUGCCUAAAUCAAAAGCGAAAAUGAUUGAAGAGUUAAUAGACUCUUCCUUAAUUAUGCGAUCCAAGGGUCAUGCUCCAAUUCUUUUCGCUCACGCUCGGUUAAAUUUGUCAGAAGGAUCAGCAUUUGCAUCUCUUCAAAGACAAAAGGCAACUCAAGAAUCACCAGAAGGAGGUAGACGAACGAAAAGUUUAGAUACUCCUGUUAUAUCUCUACAUAAAUUACCGCCAAUGAAUGCUUUUUCUUCGAAAGAUGAUACAGUUGGUUUCGAAGAGGAGGAAGGUGAAUAUUUAGAAGAAAAACCUUUAAGUAGAGAAAAUACGACUGUGCAAGACGAUGAAAAUGCUGACAGUAUUCACUCAUGUGGUGGCUCAAUUCCAUCUGCGAAAAUUAGUAUAACACCACAAAGAAGAGAUUCAAUUUUGGGAAUCUUAAUAGAUUCAGAAGAAAAAGAUUUACUUAAUCAACUUCAGUUUAUAGAAAAAAUUACUUUACAAGGCGUUAAAAUUAAAGAAAAAAAAAGGUCAAAAAUGAAAUUACGUAGUGGUGAUCAUUUGAUUUUAGAUAUUCCAAAUUAUAAAUUUGACAAAUCUCCAUGGAGUUCUGCAAAUAGUUCACGUAAAACUUCUCCCGGUGUUUCAAGAGCAAGCAGUGUUGAAAGUACAGGUCGUGGGAAACAAAAAACUAGUCCAAAAACUUCAGAAUCUAGUAAACUCCCCAAAUCUAAAAACGGUAAACCCCAGAAACCUACACUAGAUGGUCUUAAGCCGGGUUCAAAAGAUGCAGAAGAUUAUUUCAGAAAUGGUAGAAGAACGGGAUCAAAAGAUCGUCCUAAAUCUAUUGAACGAGAAUCAAGACGUUUAAGUCGAGACAAAAGUAAAUCCCAAGAAGAGACUGAGGCUGACGUAGCAAAACGUAAGGAGCGACAACAAAAACUUUAUGAGUCAGCUAUGAAAAAUACAAUGCUCAGUCCAGUAAAAGAUCAAUUACCCCAAUUCCCUGCUCCUGAAGACAAAAUUUCAGUCAAAACUGAAGGUGAUAAAAUCAUUAUAGAAACUGAAUUUAAAAGUAAAGCUGAAGAUCACGUUUUAAUUGCAAAAUCCCCAAGAAAAUUAGACUCUUCUUUAGUUAAGUUUAGCAGAAGUUUUGAUGAAGGUCGAAGCCAAGAAAAAAUUGAAAAAGCCAGUCGUAGCUUUGAGGAUCGGAAUAAAUCUUUUGAAGAUUCUGAAAGAUCAGAUACUCAAGAAGAUAUGGUAAUAAAAUCUCCUAGAAAAAUUGCAAAAAGUCAAGAAAUAAAACAGAAAAUUGAAGGCUCAGUGGUUCAUAAAAAAAUUGAAGGCAAAUCCAAGAGCUUGGAACGUAAAACUGAACAUCAUUAUCUCGCAGCUGAAGUUAAAGCUCGCAGUUUGGAUGAUAAAAUUGAUGACAAGAAGCCAGGAUCGCCAGAAACUAAAAUUAAAAUUAUUAAACCCAAAGCAGGGGAACGUAGUCCAUCGAGUUUGUCGCCUAAAAGAAUAAUUACGGAUAAGAAAACAUAUGCUCAACCAGCGAUAAAAGUCGUAGAGGAAAUCGAUAUGCAAGCUGUAAUAUCUGAACGCCGAUCGCUAGAUCUUUUAAAACGUCAGUCCCUUCCGUCGGAAGACACGAAAGAUGAAGGAAUGUCUAGCAGAAAGCAAUCUCGAGCCGGUAGUGAAAAUGAAUCUGUUAUAUCGACGGCAUCUGAUCACAUAAGAGAUGAUCAAAAAAGUGAAGACCAAAGUGACUAUCGCAGUGCUAAAAACGAUUUUCAACACAGGGUACCAACAAUUGAAUGUGAAGAGCCGUCUAUAGAAGAGGAUGACGAUUCAAAUGAAAUGGACCAUUUAAAAAUUUCAAAAUUAGAUACAAAUAGAUUGAGUCUAGAAAGAAGCGGCAGCAAUGAAACCGCGUCUUGGAUGACAGUUGAAUGUGAAGAAUAUAUUGGUUCUGAAGGAUCAGAAGAACCUAGAACGUUAGAAAAAGAUCGGAAUGCUUUCGAAACACAAGAAACGAUUGAUGCAGAAUUUAACACGGCCUUAGAUUCUGAAUCAGUAACGCCAGUACUAAUUACUCCCCCAGAUAUAAGUCCAAUGGCGGAAAAAUCAGCAAUUGAAGAUUUUGCAAGACGUCAAGAUGAAGAAAAAAGGAAUAAACAACAAGGAAACGUGGAAAAAAAAGAAAUAUUUACAACCAGAGAAACAAGACAUGAAUGGAGUUUGGCUACUAAUGCUAGAGAAAAAAGUUCUGUGGAAGAUGAGUCUAGUGUAAGUUGUUCAAUUUCAAGGCCAAUGGGAAUUUCUCAAGAUUUUGGAGAUGUUGAUGAAAAAAAAUGUCAAGAGCUAAGGGAAAAAAUGUUGAAACUUAAUACUGAGGAACUUAAAGAAACAAAAGAAGAACCUCCAAAGAAAGUAUCUACGCCAACAUUAGAAAAACAAAGUUCUAUUGAUAUGGGGGUAUCAACCGAUUUUGACCAAGAGCAGAUUGAAGAAAGAAUCUCUCAAAUACUUGAACGAGGUUCUAGUGGUGAAUCAGGUAGCUCUGGCGGUUCUGGUAAGCUUCCGAAGAUUGUGAAACCUUUACGUGUACAUAAGAAACUUGUUAGAGAAGGUGGACUAUCUCCUCAACUUCAAAAAUCAAAUGGCGGCAGUUCGCAAGAAUCUAAGUCAAGUUUUGAUUCCAAAGGGUCUCUUAGCGUAGAAUCUCGCGGCUCUUUUGAAACUGAAAGUAGUUCUGGUUCACUGGGCGCUGCACAACGAAGAGGUGAGCUUCUUCAAAAGGAGCAACAAGUUACUUGGAAACCGUUCCCAAUUGAAAGUUCUGGAAGCUCCAGUACAGAAGAACCAUGGCAACAUCCUGAUGCCGAAACCUAUGAAAGUUUUGAUAAUUCAAUUCCCCAAGUUACAAAAGAUUCUUCUGAUAGCGACGUAAAAGAAAUUUCACCAGAAGAUCAAAAAGAAAGUGAUUCAAGUUUUCAGGAUGAACUGAAUGAUUUCCCUAAUUCAUUCGGUUAUCCAACCGGAAUUAUGGCAGGUGGCGUAGGUGCAAUAGGUGUCAACCCGACGGAUAUUUUAGGAUAUAGUUCAGCAUUUUCUUUGGGUCGCACUUUAUCUAGAAUAUCUGAAAGAAGUACUGCUUCUGAAAAAUCAAGUAUGGAUGAUGAUUUAAGUAAAGCGUCUUCAGCUAGUAUUCGCGAUGAAUCUGUUCAAUCAACUGACCAUCAAGCCAGUUUAAGUUCAGAUUCGCGAAGCAAUACCAAUUUGGCUUAUAUUUCAGAUGCUGACCGCAGAACUUCGGCAGAAAUGCCAGAAAUUCCGUGUGAUUCAGCAACUGGUGAAAGACUUUCGAGUUUCUGCAGUAGUAGUGAACCUAAAUCGCCUACUGUAAAAACUGGAAGAUUUUCAGUAACUCAAGUAACAGAAGUUCAAAUUGGUAUUGAGAACCCAGACGGUACACAAAAACAAAAUAUACUAUGUUUAUCAACUGGAGGGGGCAGUCAAGAUUCAGAAGACUGGCCCCUUCCGGAAAUACCAUAUGACCACGUACCUGUUAAGCCCGUUGAAUCAAUAUACGUUAUGCCAGAUCUAGAUAAACCAGUUCCUAAAACUUUUUGUUGGAAACCUGGACCCGGUUUGCAAAGUCACGAUUCUCAGGAUUGGCCAUCUCCUCCAUCAAGCACAGCUGAAGAAGGAACUCCAACACCUAUUAUCGAAAGUAUUGAAACCUUUUUUGUGAGAGAACCUGAAAGUGCCACCCAAAUUAUGGUCGAAUCUUACACUGCUACUGAUCACACGAUUGAAGAAAUGAGUGAAUCACAUGACGAAGACAAAAUGGAUGAAGAAAUGGAAAUGGAGCAUGAGCUAAAACAACAAGCAACUGAUAUAAAAGUAUUACCCUAUGAAAAAACCGCUUAUUUCAUGUCUACAGCCUUGGCAAGUCAAGAGCAAAUCGAUGAAACACCAACAUGUUUGAGCUCAACAAUUAGUCUUGCCACAUCAUUCAGUAAUGUAACAUGUUGUUCAUCAACAAAAUCUCUUCAAAACCAAAAUAUGAUGCGUGAAACAGGUCAUGAGCCUGUUAUAAUAUCCCAACCUUUACGUUCACCACAAAAUCGAAGUCCAAUUUCUGAAGACGACUUAUUUUCUAACGAUGAUGUUUUCAGUCCUGGAACUGUAAAGAUAGAAAUUUCUCCGGAUGAUAGCAAAACGGGUGAAUUUACGAAUAAAUUUUCAAGAGGUUCGAACAAUUCAGAUACUUCUAUUGACGAUAUACUAUCAGCCAGCACAUACUUAGAUGAUGCGACAACUGUUCGACGUAUUAGUGAUCCACGACUCAGCACAAGUUCUUGCAAAAAAUGCAGCCACUCCAGUCAUUCAGAAGAAGAAACAAGUUCUUUAGGAACUGACUUGGAUGGAACCGUUAGAAUGGGAUUACAACAGAAAAAAUGUACUCAUAGUUCUCACUCUGAAGAUACUUCAAUUGGUUUAAGUAUUUCUGAAUGGUCUACUGGUACGAACACUGUACGACAAUACGCUAACUUAUCAGGUUCAGACAGCCUUUCAGCUGUAUCAAAUCACUCAGGUGGCCCGAAAAGUGAAAAGUCUAAUCAUACUAAAUCCAGUAUAAGUUCAAUUAACAAGUCAACGGAGAGUCUUAAUGAGAAGAGUUGUAGUUUUUCUAGUAGUAAAAACAAAUUUUCAGGUGACAAUGGCUCAUCUGAAGGUCUUCGCUAUGACAUUCUUUCAAGUUCUGAAACCGAUAAAUUUACAGAAUCGAUGACAAAAAGCGACGACACUACUUUAACUUUAACUGAAAUGGCCCAAACUAUAACGGAGUGGUCCACCUCUAGUAGUAGAACUCUUGUUGGAGUUCCACCUAUUGAUGGAAAUUCUCAUCAACCACAUCAGCAAGCUUCAUUUGACAGUGGUCGAGCUGCAGCUUCGAAGCAUCGUGGUUCUAUUGAAUAUGUUCCAUUAAAGCACCCUAGAACUACUUCAAAAAAGCAAUCCCCCACAGAAGAAAAUUUACCGGGAAUACACAAACGUGGUUCUUCUAGCAACGGAAAUAGCCCCGAAGAUAAUGAUAAACAGAAAGCUGCUCCACCAAAGGCCGCGGAAAGAUCGUUUAAAACACAACCUCAGUCUCGGGGAAGUUCCGCUGAAGAAAAACAGAAACAAGAAGAAUCGUCAAGAAAACGGCGAUCCCUUGAAAUGAUGUCACAAAGAUAUCAGAGCCAAGAUAUAUCUUCAGAAGGAGAAGCUUUCGUUGAACGUUUAUACCCCCAAGCGGAAAAGUUUUCGGAAAGGUAUCAAAGUCAAGAGUUUUUGCCUUUUCAACCCUUACCCAGAAAAACCGCAGUAAAUGGAAGACCAGUACAACAACAAACUCAGCAACCUAUUACGCAGCAACCGGUAUCCCAACAAAAAGUGCAACAACAACAGAUCCAACAACAACAAUUGCAACAACAAUCUCAACAACAACUUCAGCAAACGCAAGCUAAUCAACCCAAUGCAAUGCAACCAACUGAGAUUAAGCAAUCCCCACAAGUUGUUCCGCAAGUUCACCGAGAACCAAACCCUUAUGAUAAGCCGCUAAUUAAACACCACAGCUAUGACGAUAAAACUUUAUCCAAAUCUCAAAUACGUGAGUACAAAUCCAGCAAAAUUCGACAAUCACAAUCAUUUCACGAACAUUUAUUAACUUCAGGGUCAGACUGUCCUAAAAUUGAUGAAGAAAUCGCUCAAAUAACUCCUGCUGAAAGUAGCUCAACGACUACUACAACUCAAAAUAGUGAAAAGUCAACAAGUACAGAUAACUCUUCCCCAAUGCCUCAAAGACCAGAUAAAUUAGCAAAAUGUUCACCAUAUUAUUCGAGUAGUUUAAGUUCGGAAUCACCACCAAUGCAAUUGAUACAAAAACCACCACGAAAAACAUCUUUACCAAAAACACCAGCAGUUAAAAGUCCGCCUAGUGGAAAUGAUACCGAUAGUUCAGUUGAUUUUCGCCAAGAUCCAAAGCUAAGAAUACGUGGCUAUCGUAAAAAGAGACAAGUACCUGCUAAACGUAUAAUAAAGUCUGAACGAGUUCUUACCGAACAAGAAAGUUCGGAAUGUUCAGAAGGUUAUUUUCCUGCUAAUGAUUCAGGUAGUUCUGAUCCAUCGAAACGGGAACCACCAGAAUUUGAUGAGGAACAAGAAAACGAAACUGACGAUUACGAAGAUUACCCAGCGUAUCCAUCUUCAUCAUCAUAUGCUGGUAAAUUUGAAAGUCUCGAUAUGUCAGAAAAUGUUGAUGAAAUGGGAUUUCCCAGAUACGACCGAUUAGGACAUAUAACAAGUCCUAUGUAUACACAGCGUGCUACAUCUGAAAUAAAUAAUGUAAUAGGACAACAUACACAGCAGCAAUAUCAAAUACCACAACAAAUAUCGCAACAACAACAACAACAACAACAACCAAUUAAGCCACAAAGACGAAGGCGACAACUGAAACGUGAAGAAUCAAUGGAUCCCAACACUUAUUUCGACCAAUAUAAAAGAAUUGAAGAAACGCAAGCUGGUCUUUCUGAUGAGCCAUGUGGUGGUGGCGGUUCUAGUGAAGAUAGCUUUGCGGCUGUUACAGGUAUUAGCGCAACAGCUGCAAGACGGUUAAGUAACGUUAGACAAGAAAGCUUAGAACUACCAUAUCCUGAUUUCUUAUCUGAUUAUGAAAAUGAAGAAGGUGGACCGUUUGGUGAUGGUGAUUUUAGUUUUACAGUUGUUCCACCACCAAAUUUUUUAAAUGAUUCCGAUGAAAGCGGUAGUGGAAAGUAAAAUGUAACUCUUAAUAUUUUAUUUAUAUUAGUUUUUAAAAGAAAACAAAAAAUAAGUAAAUUAUUACUCUAUUACGGAUUUUAAAAUUUUGAGUAAUAUGGUAACUUUUCAAAAAAAAAAAAAUUUAGCCAAAAGUAGAAAAAAAAUUUUAGAUUUAUUUAAAAAAUAGUGCUAUAUGUUUGUAAAUAUAAUUAAGUUGAGAUACUUGAAAAUCACAGUGUUGUCAAAAUAAAAAUUUCAUAAAACUCCUCGUGUUCAAUAAUUUCAGGUUUGUAAUUCAACUCAUAACUCAUUUUUUUAAAUGUUUUUUAUGUUUUUUCUGCUCCUUGUGCACAGUAGUACGUAAUGAUAUUAAAAACAUGAGUAUGGAAUUAAAUGUAAUAAUAAUUACAUUCUUUCUAUUUUAU
This is a messenger RNA of Condylostylus longicornis, 12990 nucleotides long. RefSeq lists its product as uncharacterized. The coding region runs from base 137 to 12583 and encodes 4148 amino acids. The record is from RefSeq and is a predicted model, not a curated record. The transcript is spliced from 9 exons. Gene Ontology annotation, cellular component: cytoskeleton. Lineage: Eukaryota; Metazoa; Arthropoda; Insecta; Diptera; Dolichopodidae. Gene Ontology annotation, molecular function: guanyl-nucleotide exchange factor activity.